AUGUCUAAUGUUUGUGAUGGAUUUAUUCAAAUUUUUGAUAUUGGAGAUAGUUCUUUUAUUGCAUUUGAAGAUUCCGAACAAAUACUUCAAAAAUAUAGAUUAAUUUGUUCAUCGUUUUAUCAUUCAAAGUGUGCAGAAGACAGCAAUGUUUUGCCUUUUUUGCCGGUUAUUUUGUUUUCAGAACAAGUGCAGGUUUUGGUUGAAAAUGGGUUUGCUCAGAUUUGUCGUGUCAAUAAUUCAAUUGAAGGUAUUGAAUCAUUUUCAGACAUUAAUGGCAAAUUAGAUAAAUCUGGACCGAAUAAUGAAAAAGAAGGGGAAAAUCUGCUUUCUUUGGCACAAAAAAUUUUAAUUGGUCGUAAUUUAAAGAAAAGAAAGAGAGCUUUAUUUGGAGCAGAUGCGCCUUCUAAUCUUCUCAAAAUUCGAAAAAUAGAUCAUUUAAAUGAAAAUAAUAAUAAUGAAAAAGCAGCAAAUUCUGAUGAAAUUGAGAGCUGUGAAAAUGAAGAAUUACAAUUAAUUAUUAAUGAACUUCGUUUACGAAAUGUGGAGAAAGAAAUGAAUUCAAAAAGAAAUUUAAAUUCUUAUGGUUUUUAUCUUCUAAGCGGUGCAAAAUUUGGUUGUGAUUAUUUAGCUUAUGAAAAACCUCCUGGCGAACAACAUUCUCUUUUUAUGAUUAUUUGUAGCGAUAUAAAUAAAUCAUUAAAUUUAUAUAAUUUAAUUGCUACUUCACGUGUUAGUACACAAGUAAAAAAGAAAAUUCUGUUGGCUGUAGUAAGUCCCGGAACUCUUUUACCUUAUUAUUUAGAAAUGAAUUGGUGGAAAGGAGAUGGAAAUCUUAUGCUAUUCUUUUCAUUCUUCAAAUCGUUGGUUGGCCGAGAAGUUAUUAUUGAAUUGAAAAAUGAUUUAAGACAUCCACACAUGAUUUCUGUUAAGAAUUGUUUUAUUCGUGGUUCAGUAAUUCGUUAUGUACACCUUCCAUCUGAUGGAAUUGACACUCAAUUACUUCAGGAAGCUACUCGAAAAGAAGUUUUGCAAAGUCGACAACAGGGGGGUACAUCUAAUAAAUAA
Molecule: messenger RNA, 1065 nt
Organism: Meloidogyne enterolobii
Lineage: Eukaryota; Metazoa; Nematoda; Chromadorea; Rhabditida; Meloidogynidae
Source: the annotation of a GenBank genome assembly